Messenger RNA from Synchiropus splendidus (mandarinfish), 1527 nucleotides. RefSeq lists its product as uncharacterized. Bases 80 to 1060 code for a protein of 326 amino acids. Gene Ontology annotation, molecular function: protein binding. The transcript has 8 exons. The record is from RefSeq and is a predicted model, not a curated record. Lineage: Eukaryota; Metazoa; Chordata; Actinopteri; Syngnathiformes; Callionymidae.
GAGCACUAAAGACCGAUCCCAUGCGGGGUGUAAACAAACUGCAGACACUGGCAGACAUGUGUUUCUGAUCCACUGGCCCAUGAUGGAUGUUUUAGGGAGCACAUUUGACGAUACUCUGUUUUCAGAAACGAAAGACCGGGUCGGUUCGUCCCUGUCUUCUUAUGAAGCUAAACUUUGUGAGCCUGAGUGGUUUUGUCACAGUUCAGCUUUGGAGACAGACGACUCGUUGGAGCAACAGAAAGUCUACAAGUUUCGAGGGGAUUUGGCUGCGCGGAGAGCAAAAUACCAGCAAGCCCUGCAUUCCUACAGCAGCUGCCUGGAGUUGCUUCCUGUGAGCAACCUGACCAUCAGGAGAGAUGUGCUUGAGGCCAUGGCUCGAUGCUUUGCCAAACUGGGACGGAAAGAACAGGCACUGGACUGUGUUGACCUGCUGAGCAAAGAAGCCACCAAUACGUACCACCUGACCAGCCUUCUGCUGCUUCAGGUUUCUAUCAGCCGACAUUUUGACAACAUUAGGUCCCAGAUGUCGUCAUUGCAGCAGCUCUGCAGCCUGUUACCCUUCAACCCUUGGCAUUGGAACAGUCUCGGCCACUUGUGCCUGCAGCUGCUGGAGAGGGACGACAUUUUAGGAUUAAAGUGUAAAUCAGGAGAGACAGAAGUGCAGCAGUGUGAGGAGGAGGAGGAGGAAGCUGAUCUGAACAAGGACAGAAUCUGGCUGAAGGCUUGCAUGUCUUUCAUCCGGACCAGACUGCUGUUGAAGAUCCUGCAGCAGCAGCAGUCUUCGUUCGUGCUGCAGCGCAGCCUGCGCGUCCUCCAGACGUCAGGAGAAGCUUUACAGCUGCUCCGACCAGAGGAAGCCACCCUGCAGAGCCUCACUGAGGUGAUGUCUGAAGACCUGAUCCUGGAGAAGAUGAGGACCGACUUCCAGGAUGGAGAGUUGUUGGUCAAUAUGUGUGUUCAGAACUUCAGGGAGCGCUGGUGGAGUAAGCUCCUCCUGACUGGAAUACUAACCAGCGAUGGACCUGAAUUUAAUAAGAUGAAGAAAACCUCUGCAUCUUGACCUGCGAGAAUGAAAAAACCCGAGCUUCUCUCUUCGCCACUGGAUCCUUUCCAAACUAUUUUCACCCUGCAAAAAGGACAAAAUCGCAUUGUAGCUGGGUGGUGUAGUGGCCUGUGCUGCCUGGAAUUGCUCAGUCUGAAAUAUCUGAUCAGUUCACACACUUCGCACCUCAGUAUUAGCACUGGCCAUGUAUUUCACAACAGUAUGUGUUGCGAAUCUUAGACAAAAACACUCACUAUGUUGACUCGGUUUUACAUUUUUUCUCUCUUAUUCCUGUGCCAGAGUCUCCACAGUGUCCUGUGUUGAUGUACAAAACAUUUUUUCUGUGUGCCAGGUGCAGAUAAGACCCCCACACACCUAUUGCAAGAAUGUCGUUUAUAUAAGAGCUACUGUACCACAGUGGAAUAGCUCCUGGUUUUUUUCUGACACGUUGAAUUUCACUGGGAAGUAAAGUGCCAUAAAGUAAG